Glossina fuscipes is the source of this 2214-nucleotide messenger RNA. It is a transcript of the gene dpn, whose product is annotated as protein deadpan. NCBI's taxonomy places the organism in Eukaryota, Metazoa, Arthropoda, Insecta, Diptera, Glossinidae. Bases 308 to 1861 code for a protein of 517 amino acids. Gene Ontology annotation, cellular component: nucleus. The transcript is spliced from 3 exons. Gene Ontology annotation, molecular function: RNA polymerase II cis-regulatory region sequence-specific DNA binding; DNA-binding transcription factor activity, RNA polymerase II-specific; protein dimerization activity. The record is from RefSeq and is a predicted model, not a curated record. Gene Ontology annotation, biological process: regulation of neurogenesis; anterior/posterior pattern specification; regulation of transcription by RNA polymerase II.
UCAUAUUACAUAUGUUAUGAUCAACAGAAAAAAAAAAAAGUGCAAUUAUUUUUAAAACUGUUGAAAACAUUAAAUCAAUGUGUUACGAUUUCAUAUAAAAAUAUAACAAAAAAGAAAAAAAAAAAAAAUUUCUAAUUAAAAGUGAAAAAAUAUUAAUUUACUCUUAUGGAUUAAUUUUCCCGCUUCAUUUGCUAACUUAUGGAUUAAUUUGUUUUAAACGCUGCAUCAAAUUUGGAUUAACUCUCCCACUUGCUUGCUUUACCCACACACGAUUAAUGAUCAUUUAAUUCUAUAUUUGCCCGAGAAUAUGGAUUAUAAAAAUGAGUUUCAAUCAGAUGACGAUUUCGAUUGUUCGAAUAGUUAUAAUGAUAACUAUCAAAAUCAAUCGAAUUCGAAUGGACAAAAUCAAUAUAAUAAUGGAUCUAAUCACGGUACAAAUACCGCAGGCAUGUCUAAGGCCGAAUUAAGAAAGACCAAUAAACCGAUUAUGGAAAAACGCCGACGCGCGCGUAUUAAUCAUUGUUUAAAUGAAUUAAAAUCUCUAAUAUUGGAAGCAAUGAAAAAGGAUCCCGCCCGCCAUACCAAACUCGAAAAAGCCGAUAUCUUGGAAAUGACCGUAAAGCAUUUACAGUCCGUGCAACGUCAACAACUGAAUAUGGCCAUACAAACUGAUCCGACAGUUAUACAUAAAUUUAAGACGGGCUUUAUGGAAUGUGCCGAUGAAGUGAAUCGAUACAUAAAUCAAUUGGAAGGUAUAGAUGCGGCAGUCAAGCAACGUUUAAACAAUCACUUAAGCGGUUGUGUCACAAAUUUAGAACAAAUCGGUUCAAUGUCACAAUUUACAAACGGUUAUCGUAGCGGAGCAGCUCCGAACGGUUUUGGAUUUGCUGGAACUUUAGGUUCUUUACCCACUACCUUGCCGUUAACGAGUUCUUUGUUUCCUGCCCUACCACAAGAUCUCAAUAAUAAUCAAGCAGCUGCCAUACAAAUGGGUGGAGUACAAUUAAUUCCUUCUCGUUUGCCUUCCGGGGAAUUUGCUCUAAUUAUGCCUAAUAGCGCAAGCGGGGGAAAUAGUAUGACCUCGGCUCUUUUAAAUAGUAACAGUAACUCUGGGUUGGGUACUUGGCCGACAGCCCCUAAUAACAGCAAUAAUGGUAACAAUAGUUUGGGCCAAAUAUCGCCGCAAAUUAACGAUUUCGCCACGAAUUUUAAGCGUUUAAGUGCUUUCACUAAACCCCACGCCUCUCAGUCUAAUACGACAGUACCAAAUAUGAAAAUACCCACAAUAUCUCAUAGUCAAUACCAGCAGACGACAAUGACGGGAAACUAUCAUCAUCAUCAGCAGCAGCAGCAGCAGCAGCAGCAGCACCAACAGCAGCAGCAACAGCAACAAGCUUUCAAUUCCACAACAACUGCAAGUCCACCCUUGAGUCCGAUAUCAUCGAUAUCAUCCAGUCAUAAUGAAGAUUCAAUUUUGCACAACAGUUCAGAUUUCAACAAUUCUCAGGACAAUGCGAGCGCUACAAAUUUGAAUAAGCAAACUUCAUUUACGGGAGCAUUUGCGACACCGCCAUCAAGUGCCGAAAGCUCAUUUGUUCUCUGCACUACUGCGCCUGCUAUUCAUUUGCAACAGCAGCAAGUCUCUUCGACCAGUGGUAGUGAAUUAAGCAGCAGCACUAGCAGCACCAGCAGCAGUAGCAGCGGCACUAGCAGCAACAACUCGUUGAAGAGAUCUUUUUCGGAAACAAUUGAUCCGAGCAUUUGUUCUGAGGAUGAAUCGACCGCUUGCAAGAAAUAUGCCAAAGAGUCCGGUGCACAUGAUCAAGAUCAUGACGAUCAAAGCGUUUGGAGACCUUGGUAAUAGAAAUCUUUUCCCGUUAAGUUUACUCACUGUUUCUUUUUUUUACUUUUUUUUUUUUUUUUUUUUUGAUCAUUAAUAUUUAUAAAUUAAUAUACUUAAGGUUCACUUUUCUUGUUCUCUUCAUUAUAUUGUAUUAUAUCAUCUGUGAUUUGUAUAUAAUUUUGUGUAUGUGUUGAUAAGAAAAUUGUUUAUUUUAUUCAUUUUGUUUCACUAAGUUUUAAUUAAUGCGUUCAUCAAAUUCGUUCAUAAAGUUUCCCUUUGACUUUUUUAAUUUGUUUUUUUUUUUUUUUUUUUUAAGUUCACGCCUGUAUAAAAAACUUAUGUUAAAUAUUAACGCAUGCAUACGUUUACUU